AACAAUCAUUACUUGCAAGAAAAUCGUUCUCACAAAAUGUAUCGUUUGUUGGCGUUUUUACUUUUGUACAAUUUUGCUGUAGGCGACUUUCAUUGUGACUUUGGUAAUGAUGAUGAUAGUGAUUGUGACACAGACUCAGGAUCGCACGUGCUAAAUGAUGAACCACUUCAUGGCCUCGACUUUAAACCCACUCCUUUCUCAGGCCCCGGUCCUUUCCCAGGCCCCGGUCCUUUCUCAGGCCCCGGUCCUUUCCCAGGCCCCGGUCCUUUCUCAGGCCCCGGUCCUUUCUCAGGCCCCGGUCCUUUCCCAGGCCCCGGUCCUUUUCCAGGCCCCGGACCUUUGCCAGGCCCUGGACCUUUCUCUGGUCCCGGACCUUUCCAUGGACCCGGACCUUUCCCUGGCCCUGGACCUUUCCCUGGCCCCGGACCUUUCCCUGGCCCCGGACCUUUCCCUGGUCCUGGAUCUUUCCCUGGCCCCGUGCCUUUCCCUGGGUCUUGUCCUGACCAUGGUCCUGAUGAUAACCGUCCAGAAGAAAGCGACUUUGACAAGCUGGCUCGUUAUGUGAUCUCUGCCGACAGGCAGGUAUACUACAGUUGUAAGCAGAGCUCCUACAGCCGGGUGCGCGUGCUGGCCGGAGUGGACUCGUACUCUCUCAAGUACAAUCUGCAGGAGUUCGCGGAGAGCGGCAUCAAGGUACAGAUAAAACACCGCGUUAUCUCGAUAACUGCGGAGGCGCAGGGCGUGGCCACCUUCAAGGACUUGAGAAUCAUCCCGGAAAUUGUGAAUGCAAAUACUGCGACCUGGUUCUACGAGCAAGGUACUCUAACUGUUUUAAUGAAUUACAAAAAUCCCCUGAAAACCGAAGUCGCUUUGGAUUGUACAAGUAAUAUUAAUGAAUCUGUUAUCGAUGUCGCCAAAUCGACGAAUUCUGAGGACGAUCUGAGAAUGACACAUUAAAUUGUGCAGCAAAAACUUCUUUGAAAAGUUUGAAUUUAUUCAUGAAAAAAAAAAUAGUCUCAAAUGCCAUUGUUAAAUGUCUUAAUUUGUACUUUAAAAUAACACUUAGCUACUUAUGUGUACUUUUUUGACCAGUCAUUUUUAAAUUAAAACGGUUACUCCUUGAUCAUGUGAUAUUUCAUUAUCAUAACAUGUAUUAAAACAUUGUUUCUCUUGCAGCAAAAAGUAUUUUAA
Molecule: messenger RNA, 1191 nt
Organism: Papilio polytes (common Mormon)
Lineage: Eukaryota; Metazoa; Arthropoda; Insecta; Lepidoptera; Papilionidae
Product: tetra-peptide repeat homeobox protein 1-like
Exons: 2
Coding region: 37-957 (306 amino acids)
Source: RefSeq, a predicted model, not a curated record